Molecule: messenger RNA, 861 nt
Organism: Apis mellifera (honey bee)
Lineage: Eukaryota; Metazoa; Arthropoda; Insecta; Hymenoptera; Apidae
Product: COX assembly mitochondrial protein homolog
Exons: 3
Coding region: 285-656 (123 amino acids)
Cellular component (GO): mitochondrion
Source: RefSeq, a predicted model, not a curated record
UAUGUUUAGUUCAAUUAUUAAUGAGGUUAACUUUGUUAAUAAUAUAUUCAGAAAAAAUUAUAUUUUUUUAAAUCAUAUAAAAUAUUAUAUUUAUUUACUUACCUAUUAAAUUAUAUCACUGAUUGAAAAUACUACGAUUUAUCAGUCAUCCGUAGCAUUAAACAAACAUAUCUUUUGUAAGCUAAUGCAUUGACAACUCUCAAAUCUGCACACUCAUGAGCGCAGCCUAUUGUAGCGACUAGCAGUUACAGAAUUUUUAGUAUCGUUAUCAUAGUUUAAUAAUAAUGAAAGAAGUUAAAAAUUCGAAUCGUCCAAGAUAUGGAGGUGGACCGCAUAAUUUGGGAGAUCCAGAAGAUAAACAUUUAAGAAAAGUAGAAAAAGAUGUUCUCAUACCACAAAAAAUGCGAGAUAAAGCAAAACAAGAAUGUGUGCAAGAGGUUCAUGAAUUCAAUGUGUGUUGUAAAAAUGCUAGUUAUCUUAUGGCAUUUAAAUGUAAGAAAGAAACUAAUGCAUUAAUAAACUGUUUAUCAAAAUGGUAUAAUGAUCCAAAAUUCAAAGAAGAAUGUACAGAAGAAUAUUUAGCAGAAAGAAGCGAGUAUAGAAGAACUGGUAUUCCUAAAAAAUCAAAAUUAGGGAGAUUUGGAUCUUCAAAUUAAAUUAUAUAAUGAAUAAUAUAUUAAAUAUAUAUUAGUAUUGUUAUUUUUUAUUUAGCAUAUGUAAUUGUUUAUUGUAAAUGAAAUGAAGCUAUUAAAAUGCUAUUAAAAUAUUAUAAUUAUAUAAAAAAAAAAAGAAUUUUAAACUUAUGUACUUUAUUUACAAUUAUGAAAAAUAUGUUAAAUACAAAAUUAACAUGAAUCAUCA